AUGGUGUCUUUUGACGUCGUCUCACUCUUCACGUCCAUACCACAUGCCCUUGCGGUCGAAACGCUCAGUGACCUGCUACGUCAAAAUUACGAUGGGGGCGAUGGCCAGCCCACAGCUCAGGAUCUCAUAGAACCCAUGGGGCACCGCCUCAAGACAUUCUUUACCUUCGAAGGGACCACAUACGAGCAGAUCAAGGGCACUCCAAUGGGUUCACUAAUCUCCGGGCUCAGUGCUGCAGCGGUUCCACAAGAACUCGAGAGACGACUAUUCGAGGAGUACAAACCCAAGUUUUGGGCACGCUACUUUGAUGACACCUUUGUUAUCAUCGACCGGGAUAAAGUCAACUACCUUGCGAAAGUACUGAACUCAAUCAUUCCCGAUCUACAGUUCACGAUGGAAGAGGAAUUAGGGGACAAACUUCCAUUCUUGGAUGUUCUCGUCUUCCGCCAACCAAAUGGCGAACUAGCGACGCCGGGCUACAGAAAACCGACGAACACGCUGCAAAUGCCCAGAUGCAACAGCAACCACCCGCUACAACACAAACGAAGCUGUGCCCGACGGGUGGAAACUCAUUGCAGCACGCCAGCCGCCAAACUGGACGAGAUAAAGCUCUUCGAGAACUCUUCAGAGCCAAUGACUAUCCGCGAGCAUUCAGUGCACGGAGCCGGAGGCAGCCAAAGAAACGGGACGAAGAGUAUAGUCAGUCAAACUCGUGGCGGAGCAUUCCGUACAUUAAAGAGGGCUCCGAAGCCGUGGCUCGAUCACUCGUGCCACUCGGAAUAG
Molecule: messenger RNA, 783 nt
Organism: Spirometra erinaceieuropaei
Lineage: Eukaryota; Metazoa; Platyhelminthes; Cestoda; Diphyllobothriidea; Diphyllobothriidae
Source: the annotation of a GenBank genome assembly